Molecule: messenger RNA, 2728 nt
Organism: Pelobates cultripes (western spadefoot toad)
Lineage: Eukaryota; Metazoa; Chordata; Amphibia; Anura; Pelobatidae
Source: the annotation of a GenBank genome assembly
AUGUGGACGAGUGUCAGUGUUGGGUGGGCAGUGUGUUGAGAGCUGACAGUAUUUCCCACACUACCAGGCGGAACCUUUUUACCUGCCCCUUGUUUCCGGGAGGACGUUUAAGCAGAGAGUCCGGUCCGUCACAGGAAGCAGUCCCCCGGUGUCCUUGGGAAGCUUGCUGCACCACCAUGGGUUGGCUGCCAGACGAGGCUCGGAGUUUGCCUCCCCCGAACCUGGUGAACAGGAACUCACUGUGGUGCGGCUUCUUGGGUUACCUGACCGCCAUUACCCACAAUGCCAUCCGCCGCUUCCCUGCGGUAAGGACAGGUGAGACCAAUGUCACCUUUAUUAUACCACCAGGACUGGAGCACCCUGCACUCCCCCCCCCCAUUACUGGGAGCCCCCUGCACUGCACCCCAUUACUGGGGAGCCCCCUGCACUGCACCCAUUAAUGGGGAGCCCCCCUGCACUGCCACCAUUAAUGGUAAGCCCCUGCACUGCCUCUACACUCCCCCCAAUUAAUGGGUGCCCUGCACUGCCUCCAUUAAUGGGAACACCCUGCACUGCCUCUACACUCCCCCCAAUUAAUGGGUGCCCCCCUGCACUGCACCCCAUUACUGGGAACACCCUGCGCUGCCCCCCAUUAAUGGGAACACACUGCAUUUUGGUGCAUCCCUAGUAUAUAAUGUUGGAAAUAAGACAAACUAUAAUAUAAGCAUAUAGUAUACAAUAUCUUGCAUAGAGGUUUAGAUUUAGUUGUUUGCUACCUCUGUGCCAGCCAACAUGUUUGGGUGUAAAGGGAUAUAUGCUGUGUAUUUAGUAAGGUCCCAUCCGUUUAUGCACAUGUUGGUGGUUGGAUUUCUGGUGCUCUCUGCAAUCCCCAUGAAAGUCCAUUUGCAUCACGAGUCCUGGUAUCUCAGAGGAAUAUGCUAUGUAGUAGGUAGCAUUUCCUGUGGUAACUGUUAGCUUAUGAACAUAUCUGACUCAAUAAAUAAAUAUAAAAAAGUGACUAUCCCUCACAGCUCACAUCAGGUCCACCUGUGCUGACCAGGCCAGGGAUCAUACCUUCCACUGACACACCUCAUGAAGACUAUAUUGCAUACAGUAUUUGGAAAUAGAUUUUUUUAUUUUAUUUUUUUUGUGAAAGAUAAUUUUAUAGCUGCAACUUGAAAUAUAACCUGAAACAAUAUACCAUUUCAUUUAGUUCCAGAUUCUGUGUAAAAAAUUGUUUUCCUUUUUCCAAUCUGAUAGCAAGGGCUCAUCAUUGUCAUUCUCAGGUGUGCACCGUCAGUUGCUUGUUACCAGUAUUGGAGUUUACAUUGGCUACUUUCUCACUAAAAACGAGAAUUACCAGAAUGCAAAGCGAGAUCGUGACCUGUAUGAAUACAUGAGACAACACCCAGAAGAUUUCAAGAAGCCAGGUAUACUCUGAGUUGCUGAGGUCUACCACAUAAAUGGGCAACAAGACAACUUUUACUGUUUCUCUGAUACAGAACUGUUUUAUUUCUGCAUUUAUGUGUUGGAAGAAACUAUAAUAACCUAAACCUUUUGGUGAUGUCCACAUUUAACCAUACUCCAGUAUGGACAAAUAUCUUCGUUCCUGUUUAAAAGUUCAGGAUACUAGUCCUGGAAUCGGGGAUUGAAGUAGAAUAUGUUUACCUUGCAGAGAUAGGGGGCGGGGGGUGUCCUGAAGAUGAUGGAACCCAUGAAUGCUUGGUCUUGUGGGGUCAGUUGCUGGACAUGGAUAUUAGAGUAGCCAGUGUGGUAUGUCUUCAACCAGUAAAUGUUUUAAGUAAAUCUGCACAGCUACAUGUAGUGUGAGUAACACACAGGUAGAUAACACCACACAUAUGUAUAUUGCACACACUCUGUGAGAGGUAUGUAGAGAGAGCUUUUACUAAACUUUUGAAAUUUCACACUUUAAAUCUGAAUGGAGAAAUGGAGGUCAAAGAUUGUGAUCAUAAGUGAGCUGGAGAUUUAUUAAAUUGUUUUCCAAAUCUGUUUGUUUUUGUUUUUUCUUGUUUUUUGUUUUUUUUUUCCAUUCAAUUUUUAAUUACUGAAAAUUCAGAGCUUGUUUAAUAACCAUGUUACUGAUGCCCUAGUCUAAAAUGAUUGUGUGUCAGGACAAAUAAAUUUAAGCUCCAGCUUUAGUCCAUGGGACAAGGAGAUGUUUGUUUUUUGUUUUUUUUCUUGUGAAUGACAAAGUAUUUGCCUCCUGGUUGUCUAUGCAGACAAUUAUCAAUUUAAACAAGUGUGAGUCCUUUCAGACCCCUUUAACACUGGAGGGAUCCAGUGAUAUGGAGGAAUUAGAGUAGUGUACCUUCCUUGUAUACUGUGCAAUAUGUGAAUUAAUUAAUAUGGCGGUUCAGACAACCUUCUGUACAUAAUGGCUAACGCAACAAGGUUAUACUGCAGGAACAUUCCCCCAAUUUGGGUUACAAAAUAUAUAUAUAUAUAUAUAUAUAUAUAUAUAUAUAUUUUAAAAAUGUGUAUGUGUAUGUGUGUGUGUGUGUGUGUGUAUAUAUGUAUGUAUAUGUAUAUGUGUAUAUAUAUAAUUAAUUAUUUUUUUAAAUCUUGGCACUUUUUAAGAGUUGAAACCAUGUCUGAAUUGACCAGAGCUUAAUAAUCUUAUUCUUGCGCCUCUUUUUUUCCAUCUCCACUUAUAACCUUGGAUUUUAUUUUUAUUUCAGAACCUAAAACUAUGGCUGAACUCCUGGAACCUUGGGUUCCCAUACGUUAG